Messenger RNA from Effrenium voratum, 3184 nucleotides. Lineage: Eukaryota; Dinophyceae; Suessiales; Symbiodiniaceae. The record is from the annotation of a GenBank genome assembly.
AGAUCAAUUGUUUGAGUUGAUCACUUGUAUUCUCGAGCUCUCGCUAUGGAAGCCGAUGAUUUGCAGACGUUGCUGGGAGCCCUCAGUUCGCUAGGCGGCGAUCCCGGAGAUCAUUUACCAAUGACUUGCCGCACAUGUGGGGAACGUUGUGCGGAUCGAGCCGAGUCCUGGAUACACACACAUCACACUGGGCAUCAGCAGUUUCGAUCUGUGCUGUCGGAGCUGUCGGAUUUGUCGGAGUCGUCGGGCAGGACGAAGCAUUGCUCUCAUUGCAGAGGUCUUGCGGCAAGAUGUGGUUGCAGAGAGGGUUGCCCCAAACCCCCAGGGGCGGAAUGUGAAUCCAGAACCUUGCCUUCUGCUCACUGUGAGCAUUGCCGCGGCAGAAGGGGUCGCUGUGCCUGUGAUCGCUGCCCACGUCGCCCUGAGUCAGAGUGUCUUCAGGUACCAGCGCCAGCCGAGCAUCACCACACAUUCAGAGGCAACGAGUGCGGAGUGUGCCGAGAAUGCGGCAAGUGCACCUAUCGAGUGACAGGACGAAGUCAGUGCGUGAAUGAUCGUGGGAGGGUCCGCCCAGUGGAUGAACGUCCACGGAUAUGUGGAUGCGGAAGUGGCCCAUCUGUUUGCUCCGAUUGUGGGGUCGGCCCGUGCUGCCGUCAUGCGCAGUGCCGGGUGGCCGCUGGGUCCAAGGCUUCGCCAACGCAGCCAAAACGUGCUCCUGUGGCAUUUCCUGGGCAAGGGCAGGUGCUUGGAGGGGCUCCAAGGCGCUCGAGCAACGCCCGGAGCAACACGCGCAAUGAGGAUUCAGACGCGGACCUGGCUGCAGCGAUAGCCCAAUCGAUGGAAUCCUCUAAAGCAACUCCGCCAGUGCCGAGUGAUGAGAGGGAGUCCGACGACUUACAACUGGCCAUUGCCUUGUCACUCUCCGAGAGCCAGACAAGCUUGGCCCGAGUGCGGCGCCGCCAGCGCCGCCGGCGCCGCCAGCGCCGCCAGCGGCAGCGGUAGCUGCCGUGAAGCCUUCUGCUCCAAGGCCCGCGGCGACGCCAGCGGUUCCAAGGCCCACGCUCCGCGCAGGGGCGCCGUGCGACAUAGCCUUUGAGUACAUCAGGGCAUGCACCGACCACUUUUCUGCGGAUCGGGUUCUUGGAUUUGGCAGCUAUGGGAGAGUCUACCAUGGCACCGACACAGCGGCGCAGCCCCCCAUCGAGUUUGCCGCCAAGCGCUUGGAGUGUGAGGAGCCUGAGAGGCGACAGAUGCUGGAGAGAAUGACUGAGGCAGAGAUUAAGGUCCUUACAGCGUUUGCUCAUCCAAACAUCAUUGAGCUCUUGGGCCAUUGCAUGCAUCCCGAUGGGGCUAUUUUGGUCUAUGAGUUCCUUCCUGAAGGAAGCCUAGACCAGCAUUUGUCGUCACAGGACAAGGCUGUUCGACUUACCUGGGGCAGACGUAGCACCAUUGUGGUCGGUCUAGUUGCAGCCGUUAGCUACUUGCACAACCACAACCCACAAGGGCCGUGCUAUCAUCGGGACAUUAAGCCGGGGAACAUCAUGUUGACUGCAUCCCUAUCCCCGAAGCUCAGUGAUUGCGGGUUGUCUCGCAAUUUGCCGACAGAUCGUCCUGGACGUGCCCGAAUGACAAUGCAAGUGACCGGUGCGGCUAUUGAGGGCACGCCCGGGUUCAUGUGCAAAAGGUACAUCGACACCGGCAAUUUCAACGCGAAGUCUGAGGUGUACUCCAUCGGAGUUACCAUCCUGCAGCUGGUGACAGGCGUGCAAGACAUUGACCAGCAUGCGGAUAUCAUCGACAACGCCGACACGGCGGAGAUUGCCGAGCACUGCGACACGCGGCCUCCGUGCAGUGGCACAGACCGAGAGGCCAUGCAGAAGCUGGCGGCGAUGGCUGCUGCGGGCAUUCAGCGCUUUGCGCAACGGAUCACCGUGCUGCCGCUGCUGAGGCAGGCCAGAGAGGCUGCUGCAAGCGCGCCUGCGGAGGAGGUGUCAGCUUUGAGGGCAGAGCUGGAGCGCAUGAACGCCGAGCUACGUGGGCUCCGGCUGCAAGAGCAAGCGGCACGGGCACAGAUGCAGCAGGAGGAAAAGCCGUGCGAGCUUUGCUUCGAUGCAAUUCCUGGUGGCGAGCCGAACAACCUCAUGUGUCCUCAGGAGCAUCUGAUUUGUGCAGGUUGCACAGGGGAUAUGGUGCGCAGCUUCCUGGAGCGGCUGGGCGCCAGCGACACGAUGCUUGAAGAGCAUCGAGACAGGGGAGGCACCAUCCCCUGCGUCCGGCACAACCCCAUGUUCCAGCCGCAGUGCAGUGCGUAUUACUCCGAGCAGGCGCUGGCUCGCGCCCUGCCUGGUGAGGUUUUUGUGGCCUACCGCGCUUCUCAAAAUGAUGCCACGGAAAAUCGCAUUUGGAACGAGCACAACCAGCGCUUCCAGGCGGAGGUACAGCGUAUCCAAGCCGAGCACGAGCAAGCCCACCGGUCGCAGAGGGAGGUCCAGGAGUCUGCGGAGUUCUUGCGAAGGCGAUAUCCCAAUGCAAAGAUGUGCCCGCAGUGCCGCUGUGGGCCCGUGAUCAAUGAGAAUUGCUUUGACUUGCAGGCUCAUCAUAAUGACCGCUCUGGGCGCAGCCGCAUCAACAACGCAUGCAAUGGGUGUGGUUUCUUCACUCGCGACUGGAAUCAGUGGAUGCCUUGGGAUGGUGUUCUUCGCGCUGGGAGUUGAGCAACGCUGUUUGGCCACAUGCACCUUUGUUUGCUAGGGCAGGGCAUGGCAGACGAUUCCUUCACUUACAGAUGUAUUUUUGGGCUCGGAAUGCUUGCGGCUCUCACUUCCGCAAAACUUGCAAGGCUUGCAAGGAGUGCACGGCUUGAGUUUCGUGAAGAGCAUUUCUGAGUUCCCGACUCGAGAGCAGGUUUAAAACCUGCACUUUUUUGGAGUGGCGCCUUGAAAAGCGACCCGAAGGCUCACCAGAUACAGGUAUUUCUUUCUCAGUGAAGCCCUCUCAAAUUCUCCUUUGGAAUGACUCCUUGAUAGGUGUUUUGUGGUGUGGCAGACUGGCGCAGCUUCAAGUAGCUGAGAGGUGCGCUGCACGAAGGAUGCAGCUGCACCCUGGCGUGCCGCGCCGUUCGGUCCUUGCGUCUUCUUUGCCUCUGUUCGACAGGCAAAUGAGCACCUCAGAAACAUCGCUGCUG